AUGUUUUUAUUAAUUCUCAUUGGUUUGUUAACCUGGUUUCUUGCUCAUCAGUUUUACUUCAAACGACGCAACUAUCCACCAGGACCUACACCUCUACCCAUCCUAGGUAAUUAUGCAGAAUUGGGCAAACACGAACCUGGUUAUGAGGCUUUCAAGAAAUGGAGAGAAGAAUAUGGUUCCGUCUACACAGUAUGGCUAGGAACUAUGCCUGUGGUUUUCUUCUCGGAUUAUGACGCUAUCAAAAAAUCGUUCAUUCAGAAAGGAGAACUUUUUACAAACAAACUUCAACUGCCCAUGCUUACGCAAUUUUAUCGAGAAGGUGAUUAUGGAGUCGUUGACACCAACGGAGAAACAUGGAAAACACAUCGCCGGUUUGCUCUUCAUCAGUUGCGGGAUUUUGGAAUGGGCAGACAGCUAUUGGAAGAUAAGAUCAUCACAGAGGCUGAAGCAGUUACCCAAGCGUUAUUGAAGGAAGGACCUGUGAUUUCUAGCAUGCAGAGUAUUUUCGACUGCGCAGUUGGUAGUAUUGUCAACCAGUUACUCUUUGGCUAUCGAUUUGAUGAAAGCAGACAAAAUGAACUUCUUGCCAUGAAAAAAUUGGUGGCUGAACAGAUGCGAUGGUUUGCUCAUCCGACUUUCAUGAUUAUUGCUACUCUCCCAAUACUUCGCUUCUUUCCUUAUUUCCGCGGAUUUUACAACAAGGUUUUCAAAGGACGUGACGAACUGUUUGGCAUCUUUAAUAAGCAAGUCGCAGUUCAUCGAGAGAAAGUUGCCAAGAAGAGCAAAGACGAAGAAGUGACUGACUAUGUGGAAGCAUACAUUCGGGAGCAGGAGAAGAGAGAGGGUGACGGAGAUACAGAAUCAUACUGUAACCUUCAACUGUCCAAUAUGUGUUGCGACCUAUGGUUCGCUGGUUUGGAUACAACAUCUAAUACAUUAGCUUGGUUGGUUGUGUAUAUUCUUCAUCAUCCUGAUGUUCAAAAAAAAGUUCACGAAGAACUUGACAGGGUGAUCGGAGACAAUAGGGCUAUAACAAUGGCAGACAAGAACAAUCUACCUUACAUGAACGCCGUUCUUAAUGUGNGUGUAUAG
Auanema sp. JU1783 is the source of this 1092-nucleotide messenger RNA. Lineage: Eukaryota; Metazoa; Nematoda; Chromadorea; Rhabditida; Rhabditidae. The record is from the annotation of a GenBank genome assembly.